AUGACUACCAAUACCAAUUCCAAUGCUACUACUACCACCAUUCCUCGAAUUGAUUCAUCCAGUCCAUUAUACAUGCAUCCAUCUGAUAAUCCGGGUGCAAUGCUUGUAUCAAAUCUGUUUGAUGGAGUUGGUUACAGAUCUUGGAGAAGAGGUGUACUGCGUUCUUUAUCAGUAAAGAACAAACUUGGAUUUAUUAAUGGCGAGUGUGAGAAGCCAGCCAGUAGUUCCCCAAAUUUUCGUUUAUGGGAAAGGUGUGACAAUAUGGUCACAUCCUGGAUUUUGAACUCUUUAGGCAAAGAGAUUGCUGAUAGUGUUGAAUAUGUGAAUGAUGCAGCUGAACUCUGGAGGGAGUUAGAAGAUAGAUAUGAUCAAACCAAUGGUGCGAAGCUAUAUCAAAUUCAAAAGGAAAUCAAUGAUAUGUCACAGGGAGUUUCUGACAUUACUGGUUACUAUACAAAAAUGAAGAAAUUGUGGGAAGAGUUGAGUAGUUUAAAUGUGAAAACACAAUGUAAUUGUGCUUGUAGUUGUGGUGCAAAGGAGAGUGUACACAAGGCAGAACAGGACAGGAGACUUAUACAAUUUUUAAUGGGGUUAAAUGAAGCAUACACUGCAGUACGAGGCAGUAUUUUGAUGAUGAAUCCAUUACCUUCCUUGCCACAAGCUUUUUCACUGCUUGUCCAAGAUGAAAGACAAAGAGAGAUUAAACCUGGUAAUCAGUUAAGCAUUGCCUCCACAUCUCUUAAUGCUGGUGUUUCAAGAUUUAGGGGAUAUAAUGCAAAUAAUGAUACUGGUUCUAAAUCAAAUUAUGAUGGUGGAAGUGGUUUUAGAACCAAUUAUUCACCACAGGCUGGUCAAUCUUCUCACAAAUACAGAGUUAUAUGUGAUUUCUGUAAGAAAGCAGGUCACAUUAAAGAAAAGUGCUACAAGCUUCAUGGUUACCCCCAAAACAAUCAGAACUAUCAGAAUGAAAGGAACCAAAGGAACAACAACAACAAUUCUGAUUGGAAAAGUAAGAAAGUAGUACAUGCUCAAGGACCUUCUGCAAANGCUUCACAUUGA
Messenger RNA from Solanum pennellii, 1059 nucleotides. RefSeq lists its product as uncharacterized. The coding region runs from base 1 to 1059 and encodes 352 amino acids. The record is from RefSeq and is a predicted model, not a curated record. The transcript has a single exon. Lineage: Eukaryota; Viridiplantae; Streptophyta; Magnoliopsida; Solanales; Solanaceae.